Molecule: messenger RNA, 1679 nt
Organism: Colias croceus (clouded yellow)
Lineage: Eukaryota; Metazoa; Arthropoda; Insecta; Lepidoptera; Pieridae
Product: prostaglandin E2 receptor EP2 subtype
Exons: 7
Coding region: 290-1582 (430 amino acids)
Biological process (GO): inflammatory response; adenylate cyclase-activating G protein-coupled receptor signaling pathway; positive regulation of cytosolic calcium ion concentration
Cellular component (GO): plasma membrane
Molecular function (GO): G protein-coupled receptor activity
Source: RefSeq, a predicted model, not a curated record
UCGGCAGAAGCGCGCGCGUGUGCCGUAGCCGCAACUUUCGACGCUCGCGAACUUGGCGCGUAAACUUUUUUUUAAUCACAGAUUAAAAAAACUUACGAAAAAAUUUAUAGACAAUAGAAACAAAAAAUAUUACGCAAUAUUUCGAAACAGCUGAGUGAAUUUUGUGACAUUAUUUUGUGAUUGUGCCGAAAAUUUAAAUUUCAAGCCGCAGGCACCGAUAAUGUUCAUCAAUCGAUAGACAUUCCAUCACGCGCCACCUCCGAGCUGACUGCUAAUGCUGUGAACCAAAAUGGAAAUGCUGUCAACAUUCGCUCCCGAAUACAACACGAGCGCCGUAGAUUACGCGUUCGAUGCCACUUUUGCAAACGCCACUUUUAAUAAUGCCACGUUUGAUAAUGCCACGUUGGAAACCACCUCGAGCAUUCGAUCCCACAAACAUGUGUUUAUGUACGUGGUCAAAGUGGCAUACGUUAUUGGCAUAGUUGGCAACGCAGCGGCGAUAGUGGCGCUGAGAAUCGGCGAGAAACGAGUCCGAAAUAGGAAACAUUUGUUGCUGCUCACUUCGCUGGCUGUAAACGACCUGGUUGCGCUGGUGGGCAUGCUAAGCGCACUCUUAGUAGCCGAGCAGUUCCCAUCUCUGAGCAAGACGCAAUACUACUGCGCCGCGCGGGUCGGCCUGCGCGUGUUCGGCAUCGGCAGCGUGUGCAUCGCCGUCACUAUGGCGCUCGAGCGGUACCUGGCGCUCACCAGACCCUUCCUGUAUCAGAAGCAAGUGACCUACUUCGUGAUCCGCAUGACGCUGCUAGUGUCGUGGCUGUGGGCAGCCCUGCUGACGUGCGCGCCCGUGCUCGGCCUGGGCCUGUACUACGACCCCGCGAAGCGAUGCUGCGUGCGCUACCGGAACGCCACGCACGGCAUGGACUUCGCGUAUGCUGUGUUUUAUGUUAUGUUCGGCACACUGCUAUGCGCAAUACUGGUGUACUGCAACCUAGCGGUGAUCCGCGCGCUGUACGCGAUCUCGGGCCCGCGCGGCGGCGGGCCGGUGGUGCGGCGCGUGUCCAAGUCGAGCUGCCGCGCGCGGCGGGGCACCGGCACGGGCACGGGCACCGGCACCGGCACCGCGCCUGCGCACAACGCCGCCACCGCGGAGGAGGUCGCCUUCAGCCGCCUCAUGGCCACGCUCUCCGUGCUCUUCAUGAUCUGCUGGCUGCCGCAGAUGGUGACGUCAGCGCUGUACCUGGCGCUGGGCCCGGCGUCGUGGCGGCGGCUGGACAGCCUGGGCGCGCUGUCCGACAUGCUGAUGCUGCUCAACUACGUGCUGGACCCGAUCUUGUACGUGCUCAUGCGCCAGCGCCAUCACUGCUCGCUCACAAAGCUCUGCCAUAACAUCGCGCAUUGUUUUAAGCGGAACCACAAGACGUCCACGGACUCAAUGAAGACGUCCUGCUGCCCGCAGGAGACGCUCGUGAUCAGCGACAGUUCGGGCGCAGAGCUCCGCCCGCUGCGCGCCCCCCCCUGUGCCCAUCCGUGUGCCCCCCCCUGCGCCCCCCCCUGUGCCACUAUCUUCAACGUCGACGACUGACAUACAACCACCUACCCGCAUUUACCAAGAUUCACAUAUUCCGAUAAAACUUUCGAUAGAAAAAAGAAUUUCGUCCGCCGUCGCAGUGGGAACCCGA